UCGCAACAGCCCCUGAUAACAGCAGCUAUAAAGGGGCCGCAGGGGCUGCGCCCGCAGCCACAGCACUGGGACGGGGCAGGGACCACCGGCGAUCCCGGAGCUGCGCCAUGCCCGGGGCUCUGCUCUUCCUCCUCCUCCUCCUCCCGGGGUCCGUGCCCACGGCGCUGGGUGCCGGCCCCGGUGCCUCGGCGCUGCUGGCGGAGCUGGCGCAGCAGAAGCCGUCCGAGCCCGUGCGGGACCGCUCGUUCCCGUGCGGGUCCCUGCUCCCCGCAGCCCUGCCCGGCUUCCCCUCGCUCCCGGCGCUGCCGAGGGCUCUGGUCCGCGCCGCCAUGGCCCUGGCGCUCAGCGCCGCCGCCUGCAGCCCGGAGGCUGAAGCCGAGGUGCGGGGCUUGAUGCGGGAGCUGGGUCCGGCCGCGGCCGCUGCGCUGCUGCGGGGUCUGGCGCGGCUGCGGCGGGACCCGGCUCCCGAGGCCGUGGCCCAGGUCCUGCUCCGCCUGGCUCAGCCCUGCGCGCCCGGUGCCGCCGCAUCCCGGAGCAUCGCGGGGCCGCGCUGCAGCGGGGCCGUGCGGAGGCAGCGCGGGGCUGACGAUGCCUGCGCCCCGCCGGGGGAGCGGGAGGCGCACGGGGUGCUGGAGUGGGUGCCGGGCGUCAGCGCCUUCUACAACCUGGGCACCAGCGUUUACUUCGCCUUCCAGGGCUGCGAGGCCCUGGCGUCCAGACGGGCGCUGCAGGCGGCCGAGGACCUGGGCUACGCCAGCCUGGCCGCGAUCGCCGCUGCCGCCGGCGGCCCCGUGGCGCUGGGGGUGCAGAUGGGGCUGCAGCCGGGGCUCAAGGCCGGCGUGCGGGCGCUCAUCGCCUACUUCACCUCGGAGGGGGAGCCCCCGACGGUGCCCAGCGCCCACAGCGGCCCCGUGCUCGUGGUGUGAAUAAAGCCCC
Pezoporus occidentalis (night parrot) is the source of this 936-nucleotide messenger RNA. RefSeq names its product apolipoprotein F (gene APOF). The record is from RefSeq and is a predicted model, not a curated record. Lineage: Eukaryota; Metazoa; Chordata; Aves; Psittaciformes; Psittacidae. The transcript is spliced from 2 exons. The coding region runs from base 108 to 926 and encodes 272 amino acids. Gene Ontology annotation, biological process: cholesterol metabolic process.